UGGGCAGAUGCUCCAAUGAAGGUUCCGUAAAUUUGAAUCCGAAUAACGGGCAAAAUUUGAAUUCGAGGUCUUCCACCGUCGAUCAAAAUGAGCCCUCGUUACAGCCCUCCGAUCCGCACUGAUGGAGACAGAGGAAUUUGAAUCCGUUAUUUUCAUCGCUUUAAAUCUCUAUUCGCUCCGUUCUUUCUCUCUUUUGUAAAACCCUAGACUCUUCCUCUCCUUCCCCGGUGUACAAAGUUCACUUCAGAUCGUCAGUUGGUCGACAUGUCGGCGAUCACUGAAGCUGGCACAGUCGCCCGGCGGACGUUGAAAUCCCAAGAAUACUUCAACGAGUCGUUAGAGGUAGAUUCGAGUGGUGUUCGCGAGGGAAGUAAAGCUGAGGUUGGUUGUGCCCAGGGUUUCGAGCUGCGAGUGGAUCCAGACUUUUGGAAAGAUCACAACGUCCAGGUUAUUAUUCGUCUUCGACCUCUCAAUAGUUCAGAGAUAUCCCUUCAAGGACAAAAUAGAUGUGUUUUACAAGAUAGUUGUCAAACUCUUUCAUGGAUUGGACAUCCAGAGUCUCGUUUUACUUUUGAUCUUAUUGCUGAUGAAUAUGUCAGCCAGGAAAGAUUGUUUAAAGUGGCUGGAGUGCCUAUGGUCGAAAACUGUAUGGCAGGCUACAAUAGCUGCAUGUUUGCAUAUGGUCAAACCGGAAGUGGAAAAACUCACACUAUGUUGGGAGAUAUAGAAGGAGGAAUUCAAAGAAAUAGUGCUAACUGUGGAAUGACGCCUCGGGUCUUCGAAUAUCUAUUUUCAAGGAUAGAGAAGGAAAAGGAAACCCAAAGUAAUCAAAAGCUCCAUUUUACAUGUAAAUGCUCAUUUCUUGAAAUAUACAAUGAACAAAUUUUAGAUUUGUUGGAUCCUUCCUCCAUAAAUUUACAGAUAAGGGAAGAUGCAAGAAGAGGUGUUUAUGUAGAAAAUCUCAAGGAAUAUGAAGUUUCAAGUCCUAGAGAUGUUAUUCAACAGCUUAUUCAGGGGGCAGCUAACAGGAAGGUGGCUGCUACAAAUAUGAAUCAUGCUAGUAGCCGUUCUCAUAGUGUUUUUACUUGUAUCAUUGAAAGAAAGUGGGAAUCUCAAGGAGUUUCGCGUCACAGAUUUGCUAGGCUAAAUCUGGUAGAUCUUGCAGGAUCUGAGAGACAAAAAAGUUCAGGUGCUGAGGGCGAUCGGCUUAAAGAAGCUACAAACAUCAACAAGUCACUUUCAACAUUAGGGCUUGUGAUUAUGAACCUCGUUAGUAGCUCAGGUAAGAGACAACCACAUAUUCCAUACCGAGACUCGAAGCUUACAUUUCUUCUACAGGAUUCUCUUGGUGGAAACUCUAAGACUAUGAUAAUUGCAAACAUUAGCCCUUCCAAUUGUUGUGCUCUGGAAACACUUAGCACAUUGAAAUUUGCUCAACGUGCCAAGUUUAUAAGGAAUAACGCAGUUGUAAAUGAGGAAGCUUCAGGAGAUGUACUUACUUUACGAUUACAAAUUCAGCGGCUUAAGAAAGAAGUGAAUCACUUGAGGGGAUUGAUUAGUGGAGGACCUGAUAAAUUAGGAAGUGAUGGUACUACUGCAUCUUCUCAAGAUUCUCCCGGACUUUUAAAAUUGAAUGGAGAUCAAGCAUCAUUCAGCCCACUAACAUUUGAUAAAAGAUUAUCACCAAGAAAAGAGCAUGAAGCUGCCCUAGUUGCAACUCUUAGGAGAAUACAUGACAAAGAAGAAGAACUGAAAGCACUGGCGGCUGAGAGAGAGGCUGCAGAUCGGUUGAUUAUUCACAGAACAGAAGAGGUCAGAAACUUAAAAUUAAGACUUCGGUUCCGAGAAGAUGCAAUAAGAAGGUUGGAGGCGCUUGCUUCUGCAAAACUGUCGCCUGAUACACACAUUUCGCAAGAAAAGGAAGCACUUCUGAAAGAAUUAGAAGUCCUCCGCAAUCAGGUUGAUCGUAAUUCAGAAGUGACUAGAUUUGCAAUGGAGAAUAUGCAGCUACGUGAAGAAUUGAGAAGAUUGAAGUCAUUUGUUGAAGAUGGUGAACGAGAAAUGAUGAAUGAACAGAUCACUGUUUUGCAGGAUAAGUUAUUGGAAGCUUUGGAUUGGAAACUCAUGCAUGAGAAGAAUUCAGAGGAUCAGCCCUUGUUCUCCUGGGAUUCUUCUGUAAAUGAGGAAAAUGAAUUCCUCCAUUUAGAGGCUAUCCAAAACCAGAGGGAAGCAGAAGCACUUCGUAAGAAUCUGACAGUUUGUCUUGAAGCCAAAGAAAAUCUUGAGAGGCGUGUAGACGAAUUAAUAUCACAGCUUGAAGCGCAAAAGAAUGUUAAAAAUUCAAAUAAAGAAAGUGGUGUGGUAUGUAAUGAUCAAAUGGAACUUAAAACAAUGGUAGAUGCAAUUGCAGCCGCAAGUCAGCGUGAAGCUGAAGCUCAUGAAACAGCCAUCACAUUGGCUAGAGAGAAUGAUGAAUUACACAUGAAGCUUAAAGCUUUGAUUGAAGAUAACAAUAAGUUGAUUGAGCUGUAUGAGAGUGCUUCUGUCAAAGCUGCUACUACUGAGAUAGGUGAUGGUUAUCCAGUUGGAAAUACAAGGGAAAUGCAGAAUAACUUGGUAGAUUUUCAUGGGGGCCUAUUACAGAAUUGCGUAGACUUUCAUGAAGAUCAACUAGAAGAUAAGAAGGUUGAUAAUCUUGAGCACCAACUUAACGAGAUACUUGAAGAGAAUGAGAAAUUGAUGGGCUUAUAUGAGAAAGCCAUGCAGGAGAGGGAUAAUUUCAAAAGGAUGCUGGCUUCUUAUGAAAUAGCUAGAAUUGAAGUGAGAGAUGAAAUUAAUUGCCCUGAAAAACUUGUUGAAGUAGAUAAAGUAAGAACUGAUCUAAAACAAAAUGGGGGGGAAUUCAUCGGGGAACAUGCAGGGCAUGAAUUUUCAGAAGAAAUGCUGAGCCUGGUAAGAAUAAAGCUGGACCAAACAGAGGUUAACCUUGCACCUUCUGGGAAAGUGAUUAACUUUUCUUGUUUGCUUGAGAAAAUAGCUAAAAAAGUACUGGCAGUUUAUAGUAGAUUUAAUGACCUGAAUCAAAAUGUUGUGCUUAAGCAGCAGGAGAUUACAGCCCUUGGUUUAUCUCUACCCAAGCUAGAGGAGAGGCAAACGGUCAUGGGAAACAAACUUUUGGCUCUGCAAGCAGAUUUGCAGAGCUCCUCAUCCAUGUUUGAUUACUGGGAAGAAAGAGAUAUUAACGGUAAGGUCAGAUAUGAAUCAUGCUUGGCAUCUUUGGAACAGAAGAAGGAAGAGCUAAGACGUCUUUGUACCCUCAAGCAUGAAAUGGAUACUUCUUGUACGAAGGUUAAGCAAUCUGAAGUUGAGCUUAGGAGCAACAUUGAUCAUUUGAAGAUGCAACUCAAAGUUGCAGAUGCUCAAAGAAAGGAGAGUGAAAGAGUAUUGCUUUCAAUUGAUAAUUUGAACAGAAGCAACCAUUCUGAAUCAAGGACCCUAAACAUUGGCAAAGCAACCGACUUGCUCAAGUCUGAGGAGGAGAGAACUAAAAUUGCUUUUGAGAUAAAGAAACUCAGGGAGAAGCUGGUGUCCGCCAAUAAAGAAAUGGCAAAAUUGCGCUCGAUAUCUGAAUCUCUCGACUCUAAUAUUGAAAAAGGUGAGGCAGAUAUUACAAGUGAAUCAGUUUUAUUACAGGAAGCAGAACUUUCUUGGCAGAGGGUUGCUGGAGAAAAGAAGAUGCUCUGCAAAAUGAUAGAGGAUGGGAUGGUUGAGCUGGGAAGGAUUUUAGUUGAAUAUCAGCAGUGUCUCUUUGAGGUGGAUCUAAAGAAAGGUGAGAUACUUCUAUAUGAGGAUGAGCUGAUUCUUGAAAUGAAGGAAAUGGAGGACGUGAAGAGAGCACUGCAAGUGGCUGUAGAGAAUCUCCGCAAUUUACUGGAGGAUAAGAAGGGCAGCUCAUAUAUGAUUGAUCCAGAUGAUUGUUCAAGAUUUGCUUCAGAAAAUGUAGAAAAUCAAUUCAGGCUAGCACUGAGGUCACUUGCUGAAGUUAAGCUUUUGUUAUUCGGGGACAGGGACAAAUAGUAUGUUCAACUGCUUUUCUUCUGAUAAAGUUGACAUAUUUGUUUUUGCAUCCUUGAUCUUCCUGUAGUUAACCAUUACAUGAUUAUUGCUGGGGAAUAUUUUUAGAAGCUUGCAUAAAACACCCUUUUUUU
This is a messenger RNA of Dendrobium catenatum, 4208 nucleotides long. Its product is annotated as kinesin-like protein KIN-12G. The record is from RefSeq and is a predicted model, not a curated record. The transcript is spliced from 21 exons. Gene Ontology annotation, biological process: microtubule-based movement. NCBI's taxonomy places the organism in Eukaryota, Viridiplantae, Streptophyta, Magnoliopsida, Asparagales, Orchidaceae. Gene Ontology annotation, molecular function: microtubule motor activity; microtubule binding; ATP binding. Bases 265 to 4077 code for a protein of 1270 amino acids.